Molecule: messenger RNA, 7979 nt
Organism: Armigeres subalbatus
Lineage: Eukaryota; Metazoa; Arthropoda; Insecta; Diptera; Culicidae
Gene: mbc
Product: dedicator of cytokinesis protein 1
Exons: 13
Coding region: 802-7056 (2084 amino acids)
Biological process (GO): myoblast fusion; cell migration; small GTPase-mediated signal transduction
Cellular component (GO): plasma membrane; cytoplasm
Molecular function (GO): small GTPase binding; guanyl-nucleotide exchange factor activity
Source: RefSeq, a predicted model, not a curated record
CUUCGAAGCCGAUCGGAGGUGUUUUCACGUUUGCUCCUCGUCGAGCUACACAUCAUCAGUGUGCAAUCGUCAUCGUCAUCGUCAUCACAUUUCUGUGCCCCUCCUUGCGUUGUGUGUUGCUUGCGCGAGGAUUGUGCAGUGCGUUCUCUGUUUGUGUUGGUGGAGGUGGAAGCGGUGCCCGCGGAUCUGCGCUCGUUCUCAAUCCCACCCACCCACAUUCUCGUCGCCCGUUCCGCAGCACCCGGUUUCGGUAUAGAUCGAGUAUCGUCGUUCCAUUUUUUGUUUGUUUGAUAUCGUUUGUUCGUUCGUUUGCGUGAUGGCCCCCACCCGCAAAGGAGCAGGCCGUGGUUUUCGUUUUCAAUCAUCAAAACAAUUGCGACCGCGUAGGCCGACGUGUUUGUGAGUAGUUUUGUGUGCAAAAACAUGAGACAAGGCAAGAUCAUCAUUGAUUUGCAUCGAUCAACCAAUAUACGAUCGAAGGGGCCGCGCAAUUAUCGUUCUUGGAAGAGUAGGCUGUGAAUUGAAUGGCAGUGAAUUGCAGCUGAAUGGACCCGAGCAGAAACAAGACAACUGGACGUGUAUUUUUGAAUAACUCAACGAAGAGACGCAGAAUCGGCAUCUUCAAAAUGAGCGAAAAUUAUGAAGAGUGAAAACCAGAUCUACAAGGAAGAAGUCGCAUUGAAGUCGAAACAAAAAGGUGAUGUUUUAAGCUACAUUCAGUGAUAGUGAAAUUGCGACUACGUGUCUGAUAAGGAAGGUGUUUAUAAUUUUCUUGGUUCGUGAUUAAACAGAAGAAGAAAAAUGACCGUCACACUGUGGAAAAGUGUGGGCCAGGCGAAAAUGCUUGCAAUCGCCAAAGCCAACUACUGCGAGUCGGACAAAGAGCACAGACUGGAACUGGACGUCGGCGAUUCGGUGGUCAUUCUGCAGGAAGCUGCCAGUUGGUACUACGGAUACAAUCGAAGUCGACCACAUGUAUCUGGAAUUUUUCCCAAAUGCUACGUUCACAUCGUCGACAGCCGGGUGUCCCGUGACGGCGAAUUGGUAGUGGCCCGCAGCGAGAUCGUCGAAGAAAUCACAACCGUACUGAAGGAGUGGCAGCACCUCUACCGUAGGUUCUAUCUGUACACCCACCCCGACUUCAAAGCGAUCCGCCUAAAAAUGCUGGAACUGAUUCGGCUACGAUCGCAACUGCUGUCCGGCAACCUGCCGGUGGACGAAAUGAAAGACAUCAAGCUGAAGGCGACUUCGGAGAUCGAUACCGGCAAUAAGAUCCUGCGGCUGGACAUGGUGGUGCGAGACGAGUGCGGGAACAUUCUCAACAUCGACCGGACCUCAACCACACAGCUGUACGAGCACCACUUGAAUGCCGUUGACCGGAUUAAGCGGGCGAGUACUUCAAUCUCCAAAAACCGCAACGUGGAAACCUUGAACCGCCAUUCCCACAACCUCCUUUUAUCGGUGCACAACUUUGUGUGUCGCUUCUGCGAGGACACGGAGAUUCUGUUCACGUUGUACGACGGCGAAGAGAUGCGAGCCAUCACCGAGAACUACGUGGUCAAGUGGAGCCGGCAGGGCGUUGCAGCCGAUCUGGAUCAGUUCAACAACAUCAAAGUGCUGUUCACGGAUCUCAGCGGAAACGACCUGAGCCGCAAUCGGAUAUUUCUGAUGGCGUACGUUGUUCGGGUGGGGGCGAUGGAGGGAAAAGAUACCGACACGAGGCGAAGCAGUAUGGCGAAUUCGUCCAACACGGGCAGUUUGAAGAGCAGGGGUCAAUUAGCGAGUCAGAUGAGUACUCCGGGUAGUCCGGGACCGGGGGGAGCAGCGUCGUCUGCAACAUCCGGGCAUGAACAGCAAAUGAGGCGACCUUUCGGGGUAGCUUCGCUGGAUUUGAAACCCAUCAUCAAAAGGUCAGAAGAUUUCAAAGGUGAUACCCAACUGAAGAUGCCAUUCAUUCCAUGCGAGAAGGAAUCGCUGGAGAGUACGCUACGGAAGCUAAUUGGAAAUAAGGAUCUUGGCGAAAAGAGUGAUGCUGCGAUUUGGAUCAGCGUGGAUAUCCUGCAUGGUGAUAUCAAACAAGUGAAGGAAGAAUACCCACAUUUGGUGCUGGGUAAUGUGGCGUUUGCGCGGAAAAUGGGAUUUCCGGAAGUGAUCUUCCCUGGAGACGUUCGAAACGAUCUCUACCUAACGCUAGUCGGAGGAGAAUUUUCCAAAGGCUCGAAGAGCAGUGAUAAAAACAUUGAAGUGACGGCAAUGGUUUGCAACAGGGAAGGGGUUGCAAUUCCCGGGGUGAUCACCUACGGCGGUGGGGGAUUUGCACUGAAUGAGUACAAAUCGGUGAUCUAUUAUCAUGAGGACAAGCCAAAGUGGAACGAAACUUUCAAGAUCGAUGUGCCAAUCGAGGAGUUCAAGCAGUGCCAUUUGAGGUUUACCUUCAAGCACCGGAGUUCGAAUGAAGCCAAAGAUCGCAGUGAGAAGCCAUUUGGCCUAUCGUACGUGCGAUUGAUGAACGAUGAUGGGACCACACUGCAACAUAAGCGGCAUCAGUUGCUGGUGUACAAGAUCGAUCAAAAGAAGUUCGAUCAUGAUACGCAGUAUAAUUAUCUGCAGCUGCCGGCAUUAAUGGACGAGCUGGCAAAUAUAAGCGGAGGGAAACCUUCGAUGAGUGGCUUUAGUUUAGCGUCGAAGGAUUGCUUUACCAUAGAGACGAAUUUAUGCAGUACGAAGCUCACGCAGAAUGUGGACAUCCUUGGUUUGUUGAAUUGGUCUUCCCGCAAGGAAAAGAUGGAGGAAUCGCUGAAUGCUUUGAUGAACGUCAAAGGUGAGGAAGUAGUCAAGUUCCUGCAAGACAUUCUGGACGCGUUGUUCAACAUUCUGGUUUUGAACGAGGACGCAGUGAAGUAUGACAACUUGGUGUUCAAAUGUUUACUUCGCUUGAUUGAAAUCGUAUAUGAUCUGAAGUAUCAGCAUUUCCAGUCGGUAUUGGAUCUUUACAUUAACGAGAGUUUUUCGGCGACGUUGGCCUAUGAAAAACUGAUCAACGUAGUCCAAACGCACAUCAAAAACGCAAUCAACAACGUCAGCAGUGAGCGAUCGAGCUCGAUCAGUAUCUACGCCAUCAACGAAAAUGAUGAAACCCUCUAUCGCACCACGAAAUAUCUUCAGUACAUCAUGAAGUUCAUUAUUCGGUCGCGCAUUUUGUUCUCCGACCUAAACCAAGGAAAAGAUCGGGAACUGUUCGAAACCAUGUUGGAAGACUUGUUGGAGUCGUUCAUCGAGCUGAUCAAGUACCAGAACGAUCUGUUGAAGUCGCAAGGUGCCCUCCUAAAGUACCUGCACAUAAUCGCGUCCGAUUUGAUGCAGGUAUACGACCCCAUCAAGUUGAGCCAACGAAUAGUGGACAUCAUAACGAACGUCCCGACCGGGAGGUUAAAUCAGUCCAAGAUGACCUGCAUCAAAGACGUGGUCGAUUCCAAGCUGUUCAAGCUGCCCCAGUGUCGCGCGAUUCUGUUGCCGGUGUUCUGUCGGCAGAUCAAGGACAAGCUGGAGAGCAAGGAAGAGGGGGAAUUCAUGUUCGACAUCCGGCAGCAGGAGAAGAACCUAAUCAAGGCGGCCAAGAUCCUCGGGGAGAGCAAAUCACAGCUGCACACGCGGGAAACCACCGCCAAAACGAAGGUUGCCGAAUGCGUCAACAUCAUGAACAACAUGCUGGAGUUGCUCUUCCAUAGUGAAGAGGACAUUGGUUCCACCGAGAAUGAUGUCCGACAGAUCAUGCAGAUCCUGCUGCGCACAGUAAUUCAGAGUUCGAUCGCUAUGGAUCGGGACAAUCCUUUGGUUGGUAAUCUGGUGGCGAUAAUGUUGGGAAUCUUCCGCUCUAUGACGGCCGUACACUACCAGGCGUAUGUGCAGAGUUUCCUCACCAGUUUCGAUUUGUUAGACUUCCUUAUGGAGAUCCUCCUAGUGUUCAAAGAGCUUGUAUCGAAGCCCGUGUUUCCGAUAGAUUGGCUCGACAUGAUAAUGCACCAAAACACAGUCAUAUUAGAGAGUCUUCGGCACUUUUCCGGUAUUAUCAUGGAGUGGUUCUUCUCACCAUUCGAGAAGCAGGUUUGGUCAAACUACUUCCAAUGUUCGAUAACAUUCUUGACGCAGCCAUCGCUACAGCUGAACCUGUUCAGCAAAACCAAACAAUCGAUAAUCUUGAGCAAUUACCGGGACAUUCGACGGGAGACGGCCUUCGAGAUUCGGAAGAUGUGGUUCAACCUGGGCGAGCAUAAGAUCAUGUUUGUGCCGCAGUUGGUUGGUCCUAUUCUGGAGAUGAGCAUGAUUCCAGAAGUUGAACUUCGCAAAGCCACCAUUCCGAUCUUCUUCGACAUGAUGCAGUGUGAGUACUACAGCUCAAAGUAUGUGAUGGAGAGCUAUGGGGAUACCAAAAGGAACAACAGUCACAUCAAGGGGAACUUUAAUGAUUUUGAAAAGGAAAUCAUAGAAAAACUCGACCACUACAUCGAAGGCGGAUACGGAGAUGAGGAGUACAAGGACCUGUUUUAUGAAAUUAUGCAUGAGUCGUGUAGUAACCAUAAUACGCUACAGGCCUACGGUAUCCAGUGCGUCCAAGUGUUGACCAGGUUAAUGGAAAAGCUACUGGAGUACCGGUGUUUGAUCCAUGACGAAAGUAAAGAGAAUAGGAUGGCCUGCACGGUGAGCCUGCUGCAGUUCUACGCUGAGGUCAAUCGAAAGGAAAUGUACAUCCGCUACGUGAAUAAGCUCUGUGAUCUGCAUAUGGAGUUUGACAACUUCACGGAAGCUGCGUACACUCUGAAGUUACACAGUAACGAACUUUGUUGGGACGACACCACACUUUCUCCGUUGUUGAAGUCCAGUCGCCACACCGGCUGCAGUACUCAUUGGCAUUUGAAAGAACGGCUCUAUCGGAACAUCAUCGAUCUGUUCGAUCAUGGUAAAAUGUGGGAGUCGGCGAUCGAUAUGUGCAAAGAGCUAUCCCAACAGUACGAGAACGAAUCGUACGAUUACCUCAGCCUGGCGGAGUUGUACAAGAAGAUGUCCCAGUUUUAUGAGAAAAUUCUUCGGGAAAAACGUUUUGAGUCGAAUUAUUAUCGAGUGGCAUUCUAUGGGUACGGUUUUCCGCAAUUCCUUCGCAACCAGGAGUUUGUAUAUCGGGGGAACGAGUACGAGGAUUCCGGGUCGUUCAACACCCGUAUUCUGAGCCAACACCCGCGGGCGGAGUUGGUACCGACGUUAAACCCAGGUCCGGAAAUUCGUCAAAGUGAAGGUCAAUUCAUACAGAUAGUAAAAGUGGAUCCCGUUAGUCGAGACAUUCGGAUUCACAAAGACAAAAAGAACAUUGCGUCGAAUAUUCUUAAGUUCUACCAGACGAACAACGUUAGUGAGUUUCAGUUUUCGCGACCAAUACGGGACUCGAACGGAGGCGGUGAUGACAUUGCGGGCACUUCGUACGAGAGGACGAUUCUGAGGACGACCGAUGCGUUGCCGAAUAUUUUGCGGUGGUUCCCAGUGAAACACAGCGAGACAGUUGUGAUCUCCCCAAUCGAAAUGGCGAUCGAAACCAUGGAAGCGAAAAACCGCGGCAUUCGGGAACUAGUCUUGGAGCAUCGUUCCGAUCCAACCUUGCCGAUUCACUCGCUAAGCGCCACCAUCAACGGCGUCGUAGAUGCAGCCGUCAAUGGCGGAAUUCCGAUCUACGAGGACGCAUUCCUAACUCCAGAAUACCUGAUCAAGUACCCGGAGGACGAUCAUUUGGUGGCACGGUUAAAGGACCUGAUCGCAUCGCAGAUACCCCUACUAGACGUUGGCAUCCAGGUGCACAAAGCCAAGGCACCGGAUAGCCUGAUGCCAUUCCACGAACGGUUGGAGACCUGUUUUGCCGGACUGCAGCCCACGAUCGAGGCAAAAUACGGCAAGCGGACAACCGACAUCAAGAUCGACCGCGACAACGAGGUGACCCUGAGGCGACAAAUCUCGGCCAUGCCGCAGGUCAGCAUCGACUCGAGUCGGUUGUCGGAGACCAGCAUCGGUUCGUCAGAUAGCGGAAUCUCCAAGAGCCAAAACAGCCGCCCAACUACGACUAGCUCCGGUGGUUUCAAAUCCACUUUCACCAACUUUGCAACGAAUUUCAACAGUACUAGUGACUUUUUCGAGUUCGAUCGGCUGAGCCUGUCCAGCGUCAAGCUCGGGACGCAAUCCGGCAAGCUGAUCACCAAUAUUUCGACCAAGAUCGGCAGCAAAAUCAGACAAACAUCGCUCGGUAGCUCACCCGGUGCCAAGGGUAAAAAGGACAAGUACGGCACAAAGCGAAGAUCGAGUCGUAAGAGUGAUCGAGAUUCGCUGAAUCUGCAAGUUUCCAACAGCCAGUUCUACACGUCCCCCAUCACGGUGGCAAGCGAGGUCAUCGGACUGGGAGGAGGCAACAGCAGCUGUAGCGAUCGGGACAGUUUUGUGCUGCACAGUGGCCCGGCCAGUGUCGGUUCGCAAACAACCUGUUCGACCCCGACCGGCUGCAGCACACCGAAGGUCGAGCUAACCGAAGAGCUUCAUCCAAAACGUCCACUUCGAUCCGAAGUCGAAAAGGAGAAACGCCACUCUCGUCCGCCGAGUGUGGUAACGCCCACGCUAAGCAUCAAGACGCUGACCAGCGGUGGGGACACCAACUCGAUAGGUUCCGCCGAAAGCAGUAGCAAUAGAAACUCCAUCAUAACGAACGGUUCCACCACCUCGGAGGAGGAUCUAGUCCCGCCGCCGCUGCCGAUGAAGACCCGUGACUGCGAUUACAGCAACGUACCGCUGAACGAUAGCGCCCUGCACCGACGGGCAACGACGGCCAGUCACUACGUGAGCUGUAAACCCCUGCCACCGGUUCCCUCGCCGCACGGUUCCAACGUAGUGGUCAACUCCGCCUACGAUGUGGUCGAAACGAGAAACAACAGCGUGAUCGUGAUCAGCAGUGGUUGCACCAUAUACGACGAGCGGAAGCGACCUCCGACACCUCCGCCGAAACCAGCGCGCAAUUCCAAGGUGUGAUGAUAGAUUGUGUGUCUUUCUGCAACGUUUCCACUGAAAAGUUUUAAUCAAAAUUAGUCAGUACAAAAGAGUAUGUACCCCUCGUUCCAUAACGAGUACUAGCGAUAGGAAUUGAUCAAUUUGUGAAGAAAGUUCGAGAAGAUAGUUAGGAACCCAACUGUGACCGACAUUUUUGCAGUAGAAUGAGCGAGAUGUGCAAGUUUUAGGGCGAACUUGUUUGUUUAAGGUAAAAAGACAUAAGCUAUUUUUUAUUUUAAGAACGAAGUAAAAUCAAAAGCCAUUUUUUACGUUAUUUACGUAAUGUUUCGUUUUGUUGCGCAUGAUCAAAAGGCAAAGCCAAUUAUUAUAGUUGUUUAUUUAGUUUUACCUACAGGUGUAAAAAAACGUGCAAUCACGUUUAUUUUCUACGCAUAUGAUUUUCAUUUUAUUUGACAACUUACCAAAGACGUAAUAGAAAACAAGGAGGAAUCACACAUCAAUCCUACUUUUAAACGUCUCUUGAGAGCGUUAGAUAGGCUAAGAUUAGAUAGAUUAAGAAAUUUAGUUACAUGGAUGUGCACAAUUAUGGAAGAACAAAUUAGAGAGCUUCUACGAAUCGAAAGCUAGGUUAAAUUUUACGAAAAAAGCAUUAUUUAUAGAUCAAUUCUAAAGAUUUAUCUUGUGCUCUGUCUAGUGCUUAGGAUAAUUUCGCUGCAUAUCGAGAUCAAACAUAGCUGUAAUACAGAUUAUUUAACUAACAUAUUUUCCACGGUACAACACUGGAGCGCAAUAUUAUUUUCUACUCCGUAAAAGGUAAGCCAUCGUCCGAUUAGGAGGAUCAGUAUAUGUGUAUUGGUAAUAAAUGGUAACGUCCAACAAUUCAGCCACUGUUGAAUGUUGUUCUCACUGCGUAGUCAAGUUUGACACGCAGUGUUUCCAGUUAA